Messenger RNA from Protopterus annectens (West African lungfish), 2474 nucleotides. It is a transcript of the gene HSD17B12, whose product is annotated as hydroxysteroid 17-beta dehydrogenase 12. The record is from RefSeq and is a predicted model, not a curated record. Gene Ontology annotation, cellular component: endoplasmic reticulum. Gene Ontology annotation, molecular function: oxidoreductase activity. NCBI's taxonomy places the organism in Eukaryota, Metazoa, Chordata, Ceratodontiformes, Protopteridae.
GACGUCAUAAAAUCUAGCUUCUCAAGAACUAAUCCCCAUUGUAGUCAGUACUCGUGUUAAGUUGGUAGACUGUUGCAGUCGUUUCGUUCUUUACCAUGUACUUUCUAGGGGAUGUUCAUUUGCCAUACGUUCCUUUCUUCUACUAUCUGGGAGUGGGAAUUACUGCGUAUUUUUUCUUGCAGGCUGUUUUUAAGCUCUUUGUUGGCCUGAGGGUUUGGGUUGUGGGGAAUGGAACAUUUGUCAGUCCGUGUUACGGCAAGUGGGCAGUUGUUACAGGAGCAACUGAUGGAAUUGGAAAGGCUUAUGCAGAGGAGCUGGCACAUCGUGGGUUGAACAUUGUACUGAUCAGUAGAUCCCAGGACAAGCUAGAUCAGGUUGCUAAUGAAAUCAUGAACAAUGUCGGUGUGUCUUACUCUUACCCUGAGUAUUUCCUUGAGGUUCCAGACCUUGAAAAGAUGAUUGACAACAUGAUCAGCAUAAACAUCACAUCUGUUUGCAAGAUGACACGACUGGUGCUGCCUGCUAUGCUGGAAAGGUCCAAAGGAAUUAUCAUAAACAUAUCCUCAGGUAGUGGAAUGUACCCUGUUCCAUUGCUAACCAUCUACUCCGCAACUAAGGCAUUUGUGGAUUUCUUUUCCCGAAGUCUGCAUGCCGAGUACAAGAGCAAAGGCAUUAUUAUUCAGAGUGUCCUGCCUUUUUUUGUGGCUACCAAGAUGUCCAAAAUUCGUAAACCAACAUUUGACAAGCCUAGCCCUGAACAUUAUGUCCGCUCAGCUCUCAAUACAGUGGGUCUCCAGACUCAGACCAAUGGCUAUCUGUUUCAUGCCUUCCUGGCCUGGAUCACUGCAGAAGUGCUUCCAUUGUCUGUCAGCACCAAGAUGGUAUUUAAUAUCAACAAAGGUCUGCGAGCACGUUUCCUAAAGAAACAGAAGGAAAAAUAAUAAGCAGCAGAAGCUUCCACCCCUCCAUGGGCUUUGUCAAUUCAGUUUACUCUCCUGCCUGCUUCAAGUCUUUCAUAAGCAAGUGACAACAUGUUCAAAUGCACGGACUGGACUUCUGGAAAAGUUGUUUAUAUUAUUUAGUGUUAAGGCAGUUGAAAAACGAUUAGCACUUUUUCAUGAAAUGCAUACAUUUAGGUGACUGUUUAUUUUUUUUGUGUCUGAAUUAAGUCAUUCCCAGAGCAUUAAAUGCUCCUUUUCAGCUAUAUUGUCAUUCUUGUGCUUCAUUCGAAGCAGUUUGAUGUUAACAGCCGUAGGAUGUAUUGUUUCUUCUUUACAGUAUUUUUCCAUCACAUGUAUAGAGCAUAGCUCAUAAGUAUAAUCUUUUCAGUUGUAUUUAUAGUAAGAACUCCACUAGGUUUCAUUUGCACAUAUGUCAGCACACCGUCUUCGCAUACUAAACUGCAUGCAGUCCCAUUCCCUUCUCCGUACUUCACUGUUCUUGAGCUUUCCUUUCACAGCAUCAUCAAAUGAUUGUUAAUAAAAUGUAUUUAUUGUUUUGCUUGCAGCAUCACCAAAUUUUUCUGGUCUCCAUUAUAAAGUUCACUGUGGAGUGACCUAGUUCUGUGUUCUUCGCAUUACAGGUAUCUAAAUGCUUAUUAAAAGCAGGUCGGAACAGAGCACUGGGUUAUCACCACUCUGGAGCCUUUAAUUAGCUGGUAAUGUUUUGCAGUGUGGCAAUCCUGGAUUCAGGCCUUAUGCUCCCAAGAAAAAUUACCACUUGUACUGUCAGUCCCCAGGUGACCUUGCCCUGUGACUCAUUUUGUCUGCAUGUCAUAAAGCCCAAAAGUAUUUUACAAUUGGCCGUCCAUCUCCAAGUAAAGAUUCUAACUAAAACUAUGGGCAAAUUUGGUAAAAGAAUUUACCUUUGUAUUGGAGUUUUAUCCAUUAUUUUAUCCCAUAUGCCCAACUGAUUUAUCAGGUCUUAGAGAAAUUGUGCCCUCUGUGACAUGGGUGAGAGGAUUACCACUAAGAAAAUGCUUAUAAUGGAAUCAAAAGUAGCUUCCUUAUAUCCGUAUCCACAUUUGGUACAUUGGAUGCUCUGACUGAUACUUCGUCUGCUAAUGCAUGUGUACUUGAGCUAUUGGGCUCAGGAUGUCUGCCUUUUUGUGCAGUGACUUCAGCUGUCUGUGAUACUUGUUUUAGAAAUGAAAUCCUCUUCGUUGAGCAUUCUUAGGAUGUCAUAGAUGUCUGAAAAAUGGGUAAUGAUUUUUUUGCUGUAGAAAGUAUGUAUACUUCUCCAUCUUCUUUGCCUGGAGAUCUUCCAUAUCUUCCACAACUAAUAAAAAUAUGAAAGUAUAGACUUUUGAGUUAAGCUAAAACACCAAGCAAUAGCAGUAAGAAAUAGUUGUACAGUAAACUCUGUUAGCCAGCACCCAUGGAGAUUGGUAGAUGCCAGAUAACUGUAGUUUCUGGUUGCUUGAGAGUUACUAUUAAAAAUAGGCCUGACUAAUACUGUACUCAAUACUAUUUGUU